UCAGGAAAAAAUCUUCAUUUGAUUCAUGUGCAGAUGCAUAUACCAUAGUCAAUUUAUCAACUUCAUUAAUUCCAUUUGUAUCAAAUACUCAUUAUACCAUGUUCAAAUGUCGCACAUUUGCGACUAGCAUAUAUGUCAUUUGACAUCUCAUCCGAGGUAUGUGCCAGCUUCAUACUCGGAUGGGAAACGAAACUCAUUAAAAAAAACAAAGAUGGCCGAAGAAAACAGUUUCCGCGAGCUCGUGUUGCGUGAUCUCCAAUUACCUGGCGAAAUUUUAACAGUUUUUGAAGGUGCUGACAUCGACUUCGUACGGUUGUCGCGAAUUUCGAGAGACGAAUUGCAGGCAGUACUGGGCUCCGGACCUCUUGAUAUUUGGAACAUCGACGAAAUUUUCAGAAGAAUUCUCGUUUGGCGCCAAGAAUCUGGAUUCGGCAUUAUUGGCUUCGAAGACGUCGAAAUCGUCGAGGAUUGGCUGAUUUGUGAAAGUCCGGAAGAGUCAGAGGAGAACACAUCCAGGAAAGAGAACGAGCCUGCAAAUGACACAGAUUCAACGGAGACAUCUGAAGUCCUCGGAACCCAAAACCGGACAAUAAAGGUUUUGCCGCAGAAUAACGUCGAUUCUGUUCCGAGUCCACCAAGUUCGCCCAUCGCUAUUCAGCCAAACAUUUCCGAGGUGAAGUAGUAGAUAUUUUGAGAACUGAAAAAGAUGAUCUUUUCGUGAUAGCACUUUUUUGGAAAGUAGGCGAACUGAAUGAGCACUAUGUUGCAUACGAAUUAAUAGAGAAACCUUCCAGCUACAAAAUGUUUAGCUUAAAUGAUGUAGAUGGUCCGCCAGUCAUGCCUCAUAACGUACUGAACAAACUUUAUGUGCGUAAAAAGACUGAUUUCCUUUCAAUGGAUUUAUAACUACCCUUGCAUAAAGAGUAUGAUACAUGUUUCUGAAAAAUUGUAUUCAAAUCUUGAUUGAAGUUUAAACUGUCAUAUAUUAUUUCGUAUAAAAAAAUAUUGUAAAAUCCUCAUCAUUGCCUAUUGUAAAACAUUAGCUUCAAAGCAUUUGUUUCGUGUAUCAGAAAAAAUCAAACGAAAUUACAUUCAAUGUACAAUCAUUCACUAUAUGUAUUUUAAAAUGUUUAAAAGUUGCAAAUUGAAUGUAAUUUCGUUUGAAUUAUUUCUGAUACAUGAAACGAAAGCUUUAUUCGAGUGCUGCUCCCAAUGCUAUAAACAUAAAACACCUCACAUUGAAACGAUAUAUAAAAUCAAUGCAUUCCAUUGGGAGAAUCCUUCAAAAGUAUGUGCCUUGGUUAUGGAUUCCAUGGAAUCUCCCCUUCGAUUCAAUGAAAAUAACUGUUGGCGAUGAUUCAUUAAGUUUGCACAUACUCUUCAUGAGUCAAACCCCAUUGCAAAAAUCCAUGGGGGUUGGCACAUAGAUCAAAUGAAGAUUUUUUCCUG
Aedes albopictus (Asian tiger mosquito) is the source of this 1449-nucleotide messenger RNA. RefSeq lists its product as uncharacterized. The transcript has 3 exons. NCBI's taxonomy places the organism in Eukaryota, Metazoa, Arthropoda, Insecta, Diptera, Culicidae. The record is from RefSeq and is a predicted model, not a curated record. The coding region runs from base 212 to 682 and encodes 156 amino acids.